Molecule: messenger RNA, 1589 nt
Organism: Eucalyptus grandis
Lineage: Eukaryota; Viridiplantae; Streptophyta; Magnoliopsida; Myrtales; Myrtaceae
Product: alcohol dehydrogenase
Exons: 6
Coding region: 100-1428 (442 amino acids)
Molecular function (GO): oxidoreductase activity
Source: RefSeq, a predicted model, not a curated record
UUGGUCUGAGUGGGAGCUGGUCGUCCUCGUCCGAGAAAUCCGAAAGAUCAGUUCUUUAAGCUGCCGUAAACUCUCGAAUUGCAAGCAAGAAAAGCAGGAAUGAGCAGACUGGCAAAGAGGGUGGCGUUGCUCUCCCGGUCGUAUUCUGCCGCCGCCGCUCCUCCUCCUCCUCCUCGUCCCUCCUCCUCCUUCUCCGGGAGAUGGCUAUCUCAUCAUCCCGUCGUUGAACCCGCCCGCCCCGAUGCGGAGAUCGGCAGGCGACGCUACUCCUCCUCCGCCGCCGGGUACCACGUCAGCCCGUCGUCGUCGAUGAAGGGGGCGGUGUUCCGGGACCCCGCCCGCCCCCUCUCCCUGGAGCUCCUCCAGAUCCCCCGCCCCGAGCCCGGGGAGGUCCUCAUCCGCACCAAGGCCUGCGGGGUCUGCCACUCCGACCUCCACGUCCUCAAGGGCGAGCUCCCCUUCGCCUCCCCCUGCGUCGUCGGCCACGAGAUCACCGGCGAGGUCGUCGACCACCACCCCCUCUCCGACCCCAAGAUCGUCCGCCGAUUCCCCGUCGGGUCAGCCGUCGUCGGGGCCUUCAUCAUGCCCUGCGGUUCCUGCUUCCACUGCUCUAAGGGUCAUGAUGAUCUGUGCGAGGAUUUCUUCGCUUAUAACCGCGCGCAGGGCACUCUUUACGACGGCAAGACUCGCCUUUUCCUGCACGGCUCCGGUGAACCCGUUUAUAUGUAUAGUAUGGGAGGGAUGGCUGAAUACUGCGUUGUGCCCGCGAAUGCAUUAGCUGUAUUACCUGGCUCGUUGCCCUACUCGGAAUCUGCCAUUCUGGGCUGUGCGGUUUUCACUGCAUAUGGUGCCAUGACCCACGCGGCUGAGGUGCGUGCUGGGGAUUCCAUUGCCGUUAUCGGUGUUGGAGGUGUUGGAUCAAGUUGUUUGCAGAUAGCUAAGGCUUUUGGUGCCUCCGAUAUUAUCGCUGUGGAUGUCAGCGAUGAAAAGUUAGAGAAAGCUAAAAAUUUUGGGGCCACCCAUACCGUGAAUGCAAUCAAAGAGGAUGCUAUUGAAAAGAUUAAGACAAUAACUGGAGGGAUGGGUGUUGAUAUUGCUGUAGAAGCCCUAGGAAAACCACAAACGUUCCUGCAGUGUGUACAAAGUGUUAAGGAUGGUGGAAAAGCCGUGAUGAUAGGACUUGCAAAAUCUGGUGCCGUGGGGGAGGUAGACAUAAAUCGACUUGUCCGCAGAAAGAUUAAAGUCAUUGGCUCAUACGGGGCAAGAACAAGGCAGGACCUUCCUAAGUUGGUCAAGUUGGCGGAAUCAGGGAUCUUCAAUCUCACCAGUGCAGUAUCAAGGAAAUACACAUUUGAAGAGGCUGCAAAAGCAUUUCAAGACCUUGACCAAGGAAAAAUCAUCAGCAGAGCAGUUGUUGAGAUAGUGUAGUCCAUCCCUUCUACACUCAGGUCUCCAUGCUUGUUACAAAUUGUGGUUUUUGCAGUUAAAUGAUCAGAGCAACUUCACUCUUCCAAAACGCACAUGAAACUUGGGUUGGCUACUGAUUCAAAUAAAAAACAAAAUCAAUGACAUGUCCCACCCUUUUUAUA